Eriocheir sinensis (Chinese mitten crab) is the source of this 3972-nucleotide messenger RNA. Its product is annotated as kinesin-like protein KIF14. Gene Ontology annotation, biological process: mitotic spindle organization; microtubule-based movement. NCBI's taxonomy places the organism in Eukaryota, Metazoa, Arthropoda, Malacostraca, Decapoda, Varunidae. The record is from RefSeq and is a predicted model, not a curated record. Gene Ontology annotation, molecular function: ATP binding; microtubule motor activity; microtubule binding.
UUUUGGUCAGAAAUCGGCAAACAUAAAAGGCUGAGUACGACAAUCUGGCACCGUUCGACGACAACUUUGCACCAAUGGGCGGCGAGAGUCGGCUCGCUGGGCAGCCAAUGGCGGGCCGAGGCGAGGCUCUGUAAACAAUGCAGUGCAGUUCAAUGUUCCGCGGGAAGGUGACGUGUUGCUUCCUGUACAGAGACGCGCUGUGCCUUCAUUCAUCGCAGGAGAACAUACAGUGAAGGGGGAAGGUGGUCUGCGCGAGCAGCUGCAUGUGUCGAGAUGGAAAAGAACGGUCGAGUGCCAAAAACCCCUACAGCUGCCUCCCCAAGGGUUGCCAGCAGCCGCAGCACUCCACGCCUCAUGAGGACACCCUCCACUACUUCUGCCCCCUCCACUGCCUCAAGGCCCAGGGGUCUGCCAGCACGAGUCCCCAGCACUCCCACUACUCCCUUGGUUAGCCACAAGUCCACCUCUGCUGCUGGCACACCAAGUAUCAUCAAUGGAUCAGGAACUAAAAGGGUUCAAAAGGAAAAUGACUACCAUAAGACAGAAUCCAGCCAGGUCAAGCUAGGGGCACAGAGGUCCAGGAGCACAAGAGACCUAGCCGAGAGGAAGGAAGACGACACAAAGGAGAGAGACAGCACAGGCAGAAUCUUGACUUCAAAUUAUCUCAAUGUUCCCACUCCAAGGAGGAUGUCAGGAGCUAACUUGAGAGGAUCUUUUGACUCCAAGUCAUCUACACCAUCCAGGUCAUCUACAGGCAGGGCCUCCCUACCUUCCAAAUGCUCCCUCGGUCCUGCCACUCCAACAACCACCUCUUCUAGGCGGUCUGGGGCAUCAAAGGUCCGUGUAUCAGGCCAUGGUCAGCUGACUAAGGGAGGCUGCCCAAGUGUAACACCAGAUGUUGUCCAUAAGUCUUGGAGUAAUCUCUGCAGUCCAGACCCUGAUCCAUGCAGUGGAAGAGCAGAAACAACUUCUGUAUCUGUGGCAGUGCGUGUUCGGCCAUUCAAUGCAAGAGAAAAGAAUGAUGGAGAAGAGAGGAGCAUUCUUGAUGUGUCGGGCAACACCAUCACAAUCAUGCAUGAGAGCAGCACAAACCAGUCCUUCACCUUUGACCACUGCUUCUGGUCCUGUGAUGAGUGCCACCCUCGGUAUGCCUCCCAGGAAGAUGUUUAUGACACUCUAGCAGUACCUCUGCUGGACAAGGCAUAUGAAGGCUACAAUGUCUGCCUCUUUGCAUAUGGACAGACUGGUUCUGGAAAAAGCUACACAAUGCUGGGAGAAGACGCCCUUCGUGAGAUUGACUCAGCAGCCGCUACCAGUGCUGGUGUGAUACCUCGCUUCUGUACCGACCUCAUACAAAGAGCUCAGAAAGUCCAUGCUCGAAACCCUCCUCAGGGCCAGUUGCCUCACAUGCAAGUUGAAGUGGAACUGAGUUACAUUGAGAUAUACAAUGAACACAUCUAUGACCUCCUGGGAGGUACGUCCUCGGCUGGGGGCCGAGAGGCCUUGAGGGUGAGGGAGGAUCCUCAGAGUGGCCCCUAUGUGGAGGGUGUUGCCUGCCACACUGUCUCCUCCAUGGACCAUCUCAUGACCUGGCUGAUGCUGGGGAACAAGGAACGCUCCAUCGCUGCCACGGGUCUGAAUGAUAAGUCCUCCCGCUCACACGCAGUCUUCACACUCAAGCUCACCCAGACUCAGACUGAAGAUGUUGAGGGAGAGGAGUUGGAAAGCAGCAAAGUAAGCAUCAUCAACUUAGUGGAUUUGGCAGGCAGUGAAAGGGUGGGUGCCUCACUCUCACAAGGAGACAGACUCAAGGAGGGAGUAUGCAUAAAUAAAUCUCUGCUAACUCUUGGGAAGGUGAUCAACGCCCUUGCAGAGAGUGAGGGACGCAAGAGGCCCUUCAUUCCCUACAGAGAAUCGGUGCUCACAUUUCUCCUGAAGGAAUCACUUGGAGGCAAUUCAAGAACGGCAAUGAUAGCAACAGUGUCUCCAUCUAUGGUGAAUAUUGAGGAGACGCGAUCCACCCUUCGCUAUGCACAACAGACACGCAAAAUCGUCAAUCGUAACUACAUCAAUGAAGAUCCUACUGCUAUGAUUAUUAGGUCUCUCAAGAAGGAAGUUGAACGUCUGCGUCUUCAGCAGUUUGCCAAGGUUUCUUCCUUACUGUUUGAUGGAGAGGAGGAACUUGGGGAAGAGCACACCCAUAACAGGAGUGACGAUGGUUACAAGGAGAAGAUGCUCACAGAUAAAGAGAAGGACAUCUUAGAGAAGGAAAAGGAGAUGAAUGAGAUCAUAGAAGCUAAAGAGAAAGAAAUCAUGCUGCUGAGGGAGCAGCUGAGGUGUCAGCAAGUCCUGAAUGAGAAGACAAAGAGCCUUGAGCAGCGACUAAAAGAUACAGAGAGGCAGCAGCAGCAGGCCCUGGAGACCCUCCGACGCAUGGGUGUUGCUGAGAGGAAUGAAGAAGGUCCUGUUCUGAUCAACCUUAAUGAAGACCCACAGUUGUCAGAGAAACUGUCUUACAGACUCAAGUAUGGCACCACCUGCAUUGGAAGCUCCCACUGUGACCUUGUACUCUCUGGCCUGCACACAGAGGACACUCACUGUUCCAUAUUCAAUGAUAAGGGUCGGCUGAAGUUGUUCCCGAGGCCUGGGGCAGAAACUUAUAUCAACGGAAAGCUUGUGGAAGGUCCAGUAAAUCUGUCUCACUGUGAUCGCCUUGUUCUGGGUGGAACAUACUUUUUCAAGGUCAGCAUUUCAAACCAAGUAAAGAGGAAUGCAGUGAAACCAAACACUGUUGAUUUCUACUUUAUAAAGGAAGAACUGUUGAAGGAGCAAGAAAAAAGAUUACAGAAGGAGGCAAAAGAGGCUCUGGCCCUGAGUAAGGCUGAAUUGGAGCAGGAAUUGGAGAGGCACAAACAACAACUGCUAAGUGAUAUGGAAGAUGCCCAAAACCAACUGGCUGAGAAGCAGAAUCAAGUGUGUGAGCUGGAAGGGGCCCUUUGGAUGCAGAAGAAAGAAAAGUGCUUGCUGGAGGAGCAGCUCAAUAGGGACAGGCAAUUCAAAAUGUCAAGUGAAUUGUCUCCUGAGUCUUCAAGUCAUCCUCAAUCAAACUUUUUGCAAGAGGUUGAAGAUGUCUUUAAUGAGUCUGUCAUGGAAGUGAGAAAAGAGUCUCCAAACAUUUCUCCCAUGCUAACCUUUAGGAUCAAAGAAGCCAAUCAAAUAUGUAACAAGCUAAGGAAACCAUAUGAAUUCAUGAUUCAACAAGUGCUGAGCGAAAAAGGACUGGAAGUUGUGGUAGUGGUGAAAGACCUCCACCACCAAAUGACAGCCACCCUCUCCCUUCCUGCCUUCACUGACAUGCUUCAGGUCAUGCGCAGCAAUGUUAAGAAUGAAGAGGCAGAUGUUUUUGAGAGUGGUCUGUGCUGGGAAAAAGCUGGGGAUGUGAGCUGUGUACCAGGUUUUAUCAACAGGCUCCUGGAGUGCCCAUCCAUCCAGAACUGUAAUCUCUCCAUUAAUUCAUCCUUUAACACAUCAUCAUCCUCUAUCUUCAGUGUCUCCAGGAACAGGAAAAAGAGUAAUUUGCACCACCUAUCAGAGAUGUCCAUCCAAGAGAGCAGCCCCCAGGACACACUUCCUGUGUCUGUGGCGGCAGCCAUUUAUCAGGUCCUAGAAGCCCUGCCUGCCUGCCACCUGCACACACCUGUCACAUCCUCAGCCUGGAAGGCUCUCACUGACCUUCAUCAAGACACUCAGCGCAUCAAAGACCACACUACAGAGCCUGGGCACACCCUCGGUAAUGAAGAGUUGAGCAAAAUCCUCAUUCAGCUCCUUUGUCACAGCCAAGCAGUUGCUAGCUCUAUCUCUGCCAUAGCCACCUCUGAGGCUGUGGCCACAACACAAAGGAGAGACCAAAUCCAAGAUGACAUACGAAAAAACCUUCAGAAGCUCUCUAGCUGUACUUCAAGACUGUAUCAG